Aureobasidium vineae is the source of this 1164-nucleotide messenger RNA. NCBI's taxonomy places the organism in Eukaryota, Fungi, Ascomycota, Dothideomycetes, Dothideales, Saccotheciaceae. The record is from the annotation of a GenBank genome assembly.
AUGUCAGAGCACAUUCAGAGACUACACACCAACGACCUUGAGUUGGGUGCAACAGAAGCCAUUCAAAAACACUACGAGCGCCAUGUCGUCUCGACAAAGCCUGUUUCGCAGCGCAAGCUCGACUUUGAGCGAGCAAGACCAAGAUGGCUUCGCGAGAUGAUGGCUGAAGCGUGUUNNACUGGUGUCUUCUUCUAUGUUUACCCUGGCAUCGCCGCAACAGCUGCCUUCACGCUUGGUGAAGAGAAUGCUGCGAUUGGAAGUCUGCUUGGGGUUGGCCUUGCAUUCGGUUUUGGCAUUGCCUUUGCCAUCAUCACUUGUGGUUCGACAUCUGGAGNNGGUAUGUAUUUUGUCAGGCUUUACCAAAGAUCAUUGUCUAAUAUUUACAGUCACUUUAACCCAGCCAUGACAAUAUGUUUCGCUACCUGGCAAGGUUUCCCAUGGAAGAAAGUCCCCUACUACAUCUUUUCCCAGAUAUUCGGUGCCUUCAUAGCCGGCCUAUUUGUGUACGGCCAAUACCACCAACAAAUUGCUGCGUUUGCCGCGACGACCAUCGCUGCCGGUAAAGGAACAGUUUUCAGCGGCGGCCCAGCCAGCAUCUUCUGCUCCUUCCCAGGACCCACCCAAAGUCUCGGCUAUCUGUUCUUCAUCGAAUUCUUCGUCGAUUCUUAUAUCGGUCUCGUUCUAUGGGCUUGCCUCGACCCCGCUAACCCUUUCAUUUCUCCUCAAGUUGCUCCCUGGGCUAUCGGCCUCGUGUAUUCAACCAUGGUGUGGGGAUUCGCCGACAUCACCAUCAGCACAAACUUGGCUCGUGAUCUCGGCACCCGUAUCGUCGCCGCCAUCUUCUUUGGCCGCGAAGCCUUUGCCUACCACAGUUACUCAUGGAUCUCAAUUCUCGUCAAUGUCCCUGCUACAUUGUUUGCAACCGCAUACUAUGAGAUGCUGAUGCGAGACAGUCUGCAGAAGAUUGGCAAGGGCGCUGCGUUCCACGAAGACGGCGAGGAAGGAUUGAACUUGCAUUUGGUCAAAAGCAAUAUUAGUAGGCAGAGCCCCAUGAGUCCGAAUAUGCAGAAGGUGUUUAGUCUGGGGUCUAACGGGUCGACAUUGCACUCGGGCCCUAAGAUGGAGACUGGCUUCUCGCUCGCGGCGGAGACUGGCAACAACUGA